AUGGAAUCAAAGUUUCAGGUAAAUCAUACAAAAUUAACAAAAAAUGUAUUAUCUAUGAUAUUUAUUGUAAAAUUUAUGUUAUUUUACACGUUAGAAUGUAAAAUUCAAUUGUUCAUGACACCACAUACCUAAAAUAACCUCUUUUUUAGCUGUCAGAUGUAGUUGGAGCUGUUUUUCAAAAUGGAAACCUGAAGUUCUUUGAUAAAAACCAUUUGGCAUGCCCUAUUGGAAACAGAGUUAAAGUUAUGGACUUGAAAAAGUAAGUUGUAUUAGUUAUAUUGUUAUUGGUUUAGUGAUGCAUCUCAUAUCCUGGAUUGUGAGUCAAACUUCAACAUUGUUCAUAUGGCUUUCACAAAAGAUGCUUCUAUGGUUGCUUUGAUCAAUGAAAGUAAGAAAUUUACAUUUUGUUUAUGUUUUCAUUUACUUUCCUGAUGUUGUAAACAAAAGCUCAUUUUUCUACCUAAAAUAACUUAAAUUUUCAGUUGGAAUUGCCAGUCUAGUAUCAUUAACUAUGAACAGUGUUGUUUAUCAACGUAAAGUUGGAAAGAAUGUCAGAUGUGCUGCAUUUUCACCGAACAACAAGUAUUUGGCUUUUGGUAUGGAUGGUUAUAUUGCUAUCUACGCUGUGGACACACAAUGCAUUAGUCCAGAACCGCUAAGGCUUCUUAGUCGAAGGCAGUUUGCUAACAUGUCUUCCCAAACGACAUUCACACAUUUGGAAUGGUCUUUUGAUUCAAAGUAAGGGGUUUCUUCUGUUUUUCUUGUUUUAGACAUGGGUAAUAUCGGAAAAUGUCGUAUAUCUUAGAGGCUUUUAUUGGAUGAUUCUGGAUUUUAAAUAUGUGUUAAAGACAGAAAUGAUACAACUUUUAGGUUGUUGACAGUUUCUUCCAACUCUCACAUUCAACGAGUAUAUGCACCAUUAAAGGCUUUACCUCGCUUUAACUUGUUAUCAUUGUCCGAACGGUCAGAAGUUGUUGGUGGAUGGUUUAGACGGGAUCAAACAUAUGAUGUAUGUUCUUUGUUUGUUUGUUUUGCUUUUAGGUAUUAAAAUUGGCAAGAAAGAAAAGAAUUCAUCAAGCUGCGAAGCAUUAUAUUUUAGUACCUAUUAACUGACCAAAUGGAGGUUAUAAUUUGAUGAAAAGCUAUUCAUUUGUAGGUAUUACUGGUUACGAAAAGAGGUUUGUUAACAGAAUACGAUGCUUCUCUAACUCCAGGAGAGGUAUCAACACCAUUGGACGAUGAUCAAACCUUCAAGGAGGGCAGGAUGUUCUACAAGUUUAACGAAAAGUAAGAUUUUUGGUAAAAUACGCCUUUUCUUUUAUUUCCUUCUACAUUGUACAUUGAAAUAGUUAAUUAUCUUUAAGAAAGAGCUUUGUAAACCUUAUAAAGGAAAAUUAUGUUGUUUGAUACUCAAAAAUCGCUGAAAUAUUGUUUUAGAGCAGCAAUAUACGACAAAUUCGAAAGUCAAGGCCGGCCGAAUGUUGUUUCAGCAGCGUUUUCAAAGCCAAACGAGCUGUUGGCUAUUGGAUUUGAGAAUUCAGAGAUUGUUAUUGUCAAGUUGAGUAUGGGUAUGCAUGUCACGAAACAUUUAAAGUGAGUUAUUAGCGCUUUUCAGGUGGAAGUAACCUUAUUUUAGCUUAUUUUUAGCCUUAUUUUAACCAAAAAUCGCUCAAAACCUAAUUUCAGUCUAAACCUGAACCUCCGAAUCGAAGCCAUCGACCUAAACGAUCAUCUCCUAGCCUUUGGUACAGGCCGCGGCUACAAUGGUGCCCUCUACGUCUGGGACCAACGCUCCGAAAUCUUCGCGGUCAAGCAACAAUCUCACACGAAAACCAUCAGAACAGCCGUAUAUUCACCAUUGGGCCAUGUUCUAGCCACAGGCGGUGACGAUGGUCUAGUCAAAAUCUGGAAUUCAGAAUCCGCAAUGUGUAUCGUGACAUUGAAGGGUCAUUCAGCACCAGUCACAUCGCUUUGUUUUACCGAAAAUGGCAAUGCAAUUUUGAGUGCAUCACUGGAUGGACAAGUUAUUGCACAUGACAUGAAGAAGUACCGUAACUUCCGGACGAUGGUCACUCCAAAGGAAACACAGCUGGAACAUUUGUGUGCUGACAAAGAAGGACUGAAUUGCAUUGCGUCUUCACAGAAUACCUUUGAGAUAUUCGUGUGGGCCAUUGAGACUGGCAAUUUGUUGGAGAUCUUGACUGGUAAGGGGACUUUUAAUUAGGGGGGGGGGGGGGGGACUGUAGUUUAGGGUAAGUCAUGGUAGCGUAGGGAAAAGUAGGACAGGGUAGAUUAAGGUAGAGUAGGGAAGAUUAAGUUAGGGUACGGAAAAUUGGGACAGGGUAGUUUUGGUUACGGUACGCUUAGGCAGGGUAGAGUAAGUUAGGGCAGGGUAGAGUAAUUUAAGGUGGGGAAUGUUAAUUUAUGGUACUGUAAAGUAUGAUAAAUGUAUUAUUUUUGUGUUUAAAAUGCUUUUUAUGGCUUAAAAUGGCAUUUUGGAGUUUAUAUUGAAAUGUGUUGCGACGACAGUCGCAUUGUUAAGAAAGGGCGUAUUGUUAUUGCCAACCGGAUGUUGUGAGAAAGUUCCGUCUAAUUUGCGUAUCCUUUUCAUUAUUUAACUUAAGGUGGGUCUGAGAAAGUUGGGUAGAUUUUAAGGGGUGCUUUACUAUACGGUAUUUGGGAAUUUUGGGUUUUAUGACAGUUCAUGAUAUUCGUAUCUUUAGUAUAUGUUAUUUUGAUAAUUUUUCGAGUUUAAUUGUAUGUAAUAAAUAUACAGGUUCAUUAACCCAAGUUAGAGGUUAUUUACAAGACGAAGGAAGAGACUUUGCCACAAAAUGGUACUAGUGGUACCAAUGGGUGUACCAGUGGUACUAAACAGUGAGCCAAAAAGAAUUUUUUCUUGUUUUAUGACUUUUUAUUGAAAAAUAGAGUAUUUUUGAGUCUGGUACUAAAAAUGGUGCUUUUAGUCUAGGUUUAGCUUUACUUUACCUUAUAGUAGCACUGCUUUUAUUCUAGUCUUUCCCUAGCCUUGUUCUACUAUAACCUUAGCUUUAUUCUAAUCUAGUUGUCACAAAAAUUCAAAAUUUUUUACAAAAUUUAACAAAAAACUCUAAAAAUUAUAUUAUUCAAGGUCACACUGCCCCAAUCACAGCCCUCUCCCUCAACGGCCUGAAACUAGCGUCAGCUUCGAUGGACAAAACGGUGAGGAUCUGGGACGUGACUCGGAUGGAGAACGAAGCCAUCCAGUUCGGAAAAGAGUGUGUCGACGUCAAAUACUCUCCAGAUGGCUUCUACCUAGCCGUCCUCCUAUUCGACUCGGCCGUUCACGUUCUGAGCGCCGAAACCAACGCCGAAAUCUACAUCAUCGACUCGAAACUGGACAUGGAUAUCGGAUGGCAAAAGGGCAAUUUGUCCAAGAAUUCGGUCGAAAAGAACAAAAGUUACAAUAGAAUCGAGUUCUCACCGACCUCGAAGCUACUACUGGUUGGUGGACAGUCGAAUAACUUUUCAUUAUACGACUUUGUACAACAUUCGUUGAUAAGAAGGUUUAGGCUGACUGCGAAUCAGAGCAUCGAUGGGACUAACGUGGGUUUUUGAAUGGGGUUUUAGGCUUAAGAACAUGGGGUUUGAAGGUAUAUCGAAUGGGAUUUUAGGCUUGAAAAAGUGAGGUUUUAGGGUAUAACAAAUGGUGUUUUGGGGUUAAAAAAGUGAGUUGUAGGCUUCCGAAAGUGGGUUUUUAGGGUUAAGAAACCGGGUUUUUAAUUUUUUUUUGAUUUUAGGCUAAAAAAUGGGUUUUUGGUUUUAAAAAUUGGCUUACAGGGUCAAAAAUGAUAUUUUAAGGGCCUAUAGUUUUAAAAAUGACGGAAAAAUUUUUUUUGACAAAAAAGCUAUUUUUGCAUUUAAUUUUAAAAAAAAUAUUAUCAAUUUUAUUUUCAGCCCAGAUUCGAUCCACUAUCUUACCACUCUCAACAAAUCGACGCCUCCGACGACGAAAACGAAGUGGAAGCCAUUUCGGCCCCAGGCGAAGCCAAAAAAGACCUCUCCUUGCGCAAAUUCGACCGACCAUCAAUCGAACUAACCGAAUUCGCCUACAAUCCAACGGGUCGAUCUUUUGCCGCUGUCUCCACCGAAGGCGUUAUGGUAUUUUCGUUGGAUAAACGACGCCGAUUCCGACCAAUGCGACUGGUCGAAGGCGCAACGAUAGAAAAAGCUCAAGAAUUAUUGGACAAACGUGAAUAUCAUCAAGCUUUGUUGAUGGGAUUGGCGUUGGAUGAUAAGGAGCUGGUGGAAAAGGUGUUGGUCCAGAUUCCAACUGAUGAAAGUGGGUUGUUACCUAAAUUUUUAAAGGUUGAGAUUUUCAAUAAUUGAUGUUGUCAUAGUGAAUAUUAAGGUUUUAAAGGGCUUUUCAAAAGGAAUUUUGAUUAUUUUGUGAUUUUUGGGUUUUUAGAGCAAUUUUUGUUUUUUUGGUACCAUUAGUACCAGUGGUACCAAAAAAGGGUACCAAUUGUUUUUUGGAAUCGUUUAAGGUAAAAAGCUUGUUUGGAGACUUUUGAGAUACUUAUAAAGAAUUUUUGAUCCUUUGGUACUAGUGGUACCAAAAAAUUUAAAAAAAAAUUUUUUUUGAAAAUUAAGUUUUUUUGUGACAUUUUUAAUUAAACUAUCGUUAUCAGUCCAAACCAAAAUCACUAAAAUAUUUUUUUAGUCCAAACCGAAGUCCAACGUCUAGAAGACCAAGUAGCAGUCGAACUACUCCGUUACCUCGGUGCCAACAUCAACAAGAUUGCCAAAGUCCGAAUUCACCAUUACCUACUCAUUUGCCGUCAUCUGGUCUUUCAAUACGCUCAAACCUUCAAAGCCGAUAACACAUUGACAGAUGCCAUCACAUCAUUGCAAUUCUUCGUCAAAAGCCACAAAGACCUACUUCAAAUCAUCGAAUCCAACAAAGGAUUAAUCGAUUUCGAGUUGACGCAAAGACAGUUUAACGAAUUGAACCGGGAAAUGAGGGAAAUGAAACCGGCUGGGGCUUAA
Molecule: messenger RNA, 5028 nt
Organism: Bursaphelenchus okinawaensis
Lineage: Eukaryota; Metazoa; Nematoda; Chromadorea; Rhabditida; Aphelenchoididae
Source: the annotation of a GenBank genome assembly